Messenger RNA from Cinara cedri, 8498 nucleotides. The record is from the annotation of a GenBank genome assembly. Lineage: Eukaryota; Metazoa; Arthropoda; Insecta; Hemiptera; Aphididae.
CGUUAAAAAAAUUAACCGUCUCCCGACUCCCAGUCACCGUCUAUUUCGUUGUUUGUGUAUUGCUUUCAAAUUGCGUUGUACUACGUCGUCGUGCCGAUUUAUAUUACUAUUCAAACCGGUUACUGCCUAUGGGAAUAUUUGUCGGUUGUUACUCGUCACGAAUAUCAAGAUAAAUAUGUCGGCCUUCCUUUACGGGUCGCCGUUAACGAAAGACGAGUGAGUAUUUCAUUUUAUUGUCAUUAUUUUACGACAAACGUGUGAUGGCGUUUUCGAGUAGAGUAUUUUCAAUACGUAAUAAGUGUUUAUAACAAUACACCUGUUGGCCAGUUUAUCGAGUGUGUUAAGUUCAAGUCGUGCUACAAUAUUAUUAUUAUUAUUUAGUAUUCACUUAACUACCUGCGAUAAUUCGAAUUGCAUUUGCAGUACCUAUUCAUUAAUUUGGCGUUAAAAAAUGUCCGAAACCCGUCGACGACGAUGUUCACGUCGUUUAAAUUAGUGAGAACAAUUUUCAUUUUUUUGUAAUGAUAACAAUAUUAUUGUAUUAUUAUUAUGAAUUAUUAUGAAUAUAAAUGAUAUUCAAACUGUUAUAUUGAUAAUGUUAAGACUUAGUAUUUCGAUUGAAGACCAUAUUGGUAGAUAAAAUGCUAUAACGUAUUAUGCUAAUUUAAUUUACAAUUCUCUUAGUAAACCGAUAAAUGGAAAAAUAUGUACUCUAUACAUCUUAUGUAAUAUAAGAUAUUAAUAAUAUACAGUAUAGGAGUAUUUUUAAAUACUGCAAAAGUUUUCGAUUCUGUUUCACAUGAAAUGUUAUCGGAUAAAUUUAGAUAUUAAUAGUAGAUAGAAAUACGUUCUGGUUUUAGUUGUAUCUGUGUAAUAUACAACAAACUGUAAUAAUAUAUGAAAAUAUUAGUGAUUAUUAAACAAUAAAAUAUUCUUCAAAAAAUAAUUUUAACCCCGAUUAUUUUUUCAAUAUACAUAUAUAUUUUAUUUGUGUCAACUAUAAACCGAGAUGUAUUAGCAUUCGCAGAUGACAGUAUUAAUUUUUUAAAGGGGAAAUUGGUGUGAGAUAGCAAAGAAGCCAAAUUUAGGACUUGAAUUUCUAUGCAUUAGCGUGUUUUUUUCCUUUAGUCCAAAUUGAUUGGUUGUUAGGUAUCUCCAAGAUUCGCGAGACAAUUUGGCUUAUUCUUGAUUAAAUGGAACAAUUUUUUUUUUUUUUUUCAUGUUUAGAUUUUUGAGAAUCUUAUGAAUUUUAAAUGGUAUUUAUUUAAUAAACGUCUAUAAUUAUUGUUUUAUUCGUCAAAUUAUUUUUAAUAUUAGUCUUGUCUUGGUUUAUCUUAGGGUGACCAUACCUCCUGUUUUACACAGGAUUGUCCUUUUGUUUUUUAACUUUGUCCCCUGUUGUCCUGACAAAUUUAUUUCAGGACGCUUUUUACCUUGUUUUUUAUAUAUAUAUAUAUUGGUGCCAAUUAUUUCUUAUUAAUUCUUAUUUUAUUUUUAAAUAAAAUAAAUUUGUCAACAAAAAUAUUCGUUACAGAAUAUGACAGCAAUUGUAUUCAUGAAAAAUAAUAACUACAUGAAUCGAUACUGGUGAUAAUGCAUCAAAAAUAUACGAGUGUAUUUAAAAUAGUUUAUAAUAUUUCAUGAAUAAUACUUUGAGUGUAUUGCUAACAUUAUUUUGUCCCGUUGUUUUUUUUUUUUUCUAAUUCGUUUUAAUAACGUAUAUUGUGAGACAAUACAAAAGUACUAUCAAACGAUAACUGAAAUUGAUAACUGAAUUGGUAAAAAUAAAAAAAUUGUUAUUGUAUAUAAAUCCUAGCCAUAAUAAAUCCACAUUUAUUUAAUUCUCUUUAACUACCAAAUAUAAAUUAUUCUAAAAUCUUGCAUAAAUAAAUGAAACAUUUAUUGUAAUAUGUAUUGUAAUAAACAUUCCUUGAAUCUAAAAAGAGUACACACUACUAAAUAUUUGUCAAUCAUUUAAAAUGGGUACCUCAUAUUGAUAAUGUAAUAAUAUUAUAUACAAGGAAAUAUUUUUAUAUAUUCAAAAAACUACACAUAUUUUAGGUAUCAAUGUAUGUAUAUAAAUUCUAAAAUAAUAUAUUUAGCUAUAGAGUACAAUCCAUAUUGUCACAUGGUCUUAUUGUGUGGGAUUCUGCUUACAUAAUUACAUUAUAACCACUUAAUGUAGUACAGAGAAUUCUAUUAAUUAUACUAAUUAUACCUAUUAAAACAUUGUUAUAAACAAAAUUAUUAUAGGUACAGUUGAUUUAUUUAAAAUUCUUAAAAAUAUAUCUCUUGAAAAAUUAUAUGAAAAAAUGUCAAUUAUAGAAAUAUAUACAAAUAUUACAAUCGUAAAAAUACAAGAAAUACCACUAAUCAAAGCUUAAUAGCUGCUAAGUCUACUGCAAUAUUGUAGUACAAUUUCUUUUUAUAUAUAUAUAUAUAUAUAUAUAUAGAGAGAGAGAGAGAGAGUAAUUAAUCUUAUUAAUACCUUGUCUUGUGUCAUUAAAAUUUCAAAAUAAAUUUUAAUUGUUAUUAAUUAUUAAAAAAUAAUAAUAUUUCAUUCAGCAGUUUAAUAAACUAUUGUUUAGGUUAGGUUAAAAAUAGUUUACUAUAUUAUAUACUCUCUUUGCGGAUAUUUAUCAGUGUUACUUAAUAUUUAUUAAAAAUGUUGCAUUUCAUUGUUUCAGCUCUGAUUUAAUGAAAACAACAGGAAUAAAUUCUUCUAUGAGGUAAGUUAAAUGUACCCAAGUUAGUGAUAGUAAUUUAAUUUAAAGCUUCAAUGUAUCUGUGAUUUUGAAAUUGAUGAUAAUUUAUUGAAAAUUUAAUAGAUUAGGUAAACCUAUCAUUUAGUUAUAUCAUUUCUAUUUAGCUAGUCAAUAUUGAUAAAUACUCUUAAUUUUAUAAACCCAAUACCUAAGUACUAUGUUAAAAACAAAUCAAGUUAACACUUGUUAAAAUAAAAUAACUAUACAUUUAAUGUAAUAAAGGUUUUUUUAUCCUGUCAUUUUGCUUAUCCUCAAAACUUUUGGAAAAUUUUUACUUUAUAUUAACUUUUAUUUUUAAAAUUUUACUGUUCCUAGCCUAUAUUACUGGAAUAAAUGUAUAUAAAACACACUACAUAGGUGUCUAUUUGCAAUAAAAGUAUAUGUUGAAAAUUAAUUAAUUAAAAUUAAUUUUGUUUACUGUACUCAGUCAAACAGUAGGUAUUGCUGUAUAUUUCUUUUUUCUUAUACAAUAAUGGCUUAAAAAUUAUUUCUGUAUACAAUUUUAAAAUGACACACAAAUAUAUAAAUUAAUAAUAUUUAUUACGAUAAUUUAAAUGGUUACAAAACCAAAUACGGGUAUAAUAUAGGGCGUGAAUAGAAACAGUAAUUAUAACAAUAACAGAUACUAAAUGGAGGUAUGGAUAAAGGUAUAGAAUUUGGUGUAGUCAUUUAGGAUCCACGCACAGGGAAAAUUAGAAACUAGAUAAAGAGAGCUCAGUGAAAAUUUUUGAGCUUUGCUUCUUAUUUGCUAAAAUUGAUCAUCACAUGAGUAUGAUUCUGUGUUGAAUGCUCUAGGUCUGCAAUCCUUGGUAGAUAUGCAAAGAAUUGCUUACCAACUGUUCUUAAGGAAGCUUACUGAGGUAUGACGAGAGUUAUCAAACUGAAUUGCAGUUAUAAAUAUGAGCUUUAUAUAAAUAUAUAUGACCCAUUGUUUGUAAAAUGUUGUAUUCUCAGAAUAAUUUUAAUUUAACAUAUUUUAAAGAGAAUUAUAAACUUUUACAUUUGCAUAACUUAAUAUAAUUUCAACCACCAAAGAUUUUUUUUCUAUUUAUAUGUAAAUUAUUAAAUAAAUUUUAUUUUGAAUUAUUGAGAUAAAUCUUAAUUCCUGUCUUAAUAUAUAAAAUGAAUAAAAACAAUUUUUUUUUUAUAUUACAUUUACCUAAAAUUAAAUUUGAUUAAAAUAUUAACCUUUGCCAUUUGAUUUAACUUAUAGUUCAGAUGCAAAUGGAAUUAAAUUAAUCUUGGAUGAAUUGUAUGUAUAUUCAAAAAAGGAAAUUCUGAAGGUUAAACAAAAUCUGGAUGAUAUAUAUGGCGCUAAUUCAGAUGAAAAGAAAAAUGGCAUGAAUCAACUUCGUGAACAUUUUAAACUUCAUGUAGCAGUAAGUUGUUAAUAUUUUAUGAUUGUAAUAAUGUUUAUAAAUAAUCUAAUUUCUACUAAAUUAUGUAAUUGUUUUUAUUUUCCAGACUUUUUUUGAUGAAGUUGUUUUAGAAUCGGACAAAGAUAAAAAUAAUGUUAUUAAAGACAUUGAAGAACUAUUAUCUGAAAAAGAAGUGUUAGAAAGAGUCAGUCAAUAAAUAUUUUACUAUUUGAUUUAUUUAUUUAUAUAUUCUUUAUAUAUUUAGGAACUAAAAAUGCAUAUUAACAUUGAUGAACAAAAUGAUUCCACACCAUUAAUUGAUGUACAAAUUGCUAUUGAUAAAGCAUUAAAAAAUUGCAGACAAAUCAAAUUAGACCGUAUGACAGAACUAAAUAGACUUCAAGAAGAAGUAACUAGAACCUUAUAUUAGAUUAUAUUAAAUUAUAUAUUUCUAAAUAGGUUUGAUCUUUAUAGGAAAAACAAUUAUGUAAACUACUUGACAUAAAGCCUAAAUAUGCAGAUUUUAAAGAGAUGCCCACUCCGGUUCAACUAGAAACUAUAAACCAUCAUAUUACUGAUUUGCAUAAUACUCAGGUACUGUUUAUUAUUCAUUUAUCAUUGACUUGUAGUUAAUUAAUAAUUUAUUGAAUGGUUAUAUAAUAGAUAAAACGCCAGGCGACAUUUCUGGAACAAAGAGCUAAAGUUGAAAUAUUAUUUACAACUCUAGGAGAAAUUCCAAUUUUGCAUUUUGACAAAUUGGUGUUGGGAAAUCCAGAUCUGUUUCAACUGUCUAAGUCAAACUUGGACGAACUUCAAGUAAAACUUAACACAAAUUUUAUUUUAAUACCAUUAUGCAUAUUAAAUUUAUAUUAUUUAUACAGAAAUUAAUAAAACGUCUUGAAAAUCAAGCUGAAAACCAAAAAUCUAUGGCUACAGAAUUGAGAACGAAAUUGAAUACAUUAUGGAAUCGUUUGCUAGUUAAUGUUACUUAUAGAGAACGUUUUGUUAGUACCAAAUUAGGAUAUGACAAAUCUGUUAUUAAUGAAGUAUGUACAACUUAAAUAUUUGCUUUUUGUCUAAUUGUGCAGGAUAUGAUACUUAUCAUUUAGCCUAAACAUUUAACUGUGAUUUAUAUAAUUUGUUUUAUAUCUUUAAAGCUCAAAAAGGAAGUUGAAAGAUGCGAGACUUUAAAAAAAGAAAAUGUGAAACAAUUUAUUGAAAAAUUACGUGCUGAAUUAAAUGACUUGUGGGAUAGGUGUCAUUUUGGUGAACAUCAAAGAAAACAAUGUCACAUAUAUUAUAAAAAUGAGUGUACAGAAGAUGUAAUGGAUUUAUUAGACAUUGAAGUUGAUAAUGCUAGAAAAUUCUAUAAUGAAAAUCAGUAAGGAUAUCAAAUUAUCUUUAAAUAAAACAUAAAAAUGUAUUGAUUAAAUAAAAUUAUUUUAGGUCUAUAUUUUAUUUAAUGGAAGAAAGAGAAGAUCUAUGGCAAAAAAUGAUUGUAAUGAAAGAACAUGCUAAUGAUCCAGCUAGAUUAUGGCAAAACAGAGGAGGACAGUUGUUAAAAGAAGAAAAAGAAAGAAAGACUAUUCAAAAAGUAAUGUUUUGCUCAUAUCUUCAAAUUAAAAUUAGUUUUUAUUGUUUUCUUAUUAUUUUUAUAGGAACUACCUAGAGUUGAAAAAGAAUUGAAACAUUUAUUACAAACAUAUGAGCAAAGAGAAGGUAAACCAUUUCUGUUCAAUGAUAACAGAUUAUUAGAUAUUAUUGACAAUCAAUGGAAUGAAAUGAGAAACAAUAAAAAACCUAUUCAACAAACUAAGGUAACAAGAUUAUUUUAAAAAAAAAAAAAAAAAAAAACCCGUAUUUAAUAUAAGAAUUAUAUACAUUUUUAGUCAAAAAUACUAAUUGGAGUUAGACCUCAAACACCUCAAACAGUCACUCGCAGUAAGAGGAAGAUUGUUCCAGCAUCUAGUAGCAACCAAUCUUCUAAGGUCCGUAAAGUUGACACGGACCAUAAAGCUAGGGUAACAUAAUAUUAAAAUAAUACUUAUGUAUGUGUAUAUAGAAAUGUUUAUUUAUGUUAAUUACUUUUGGAUUAUUUAUAACUCAAAUUUUUAUUCACCUUGAUAUUUGAAAUUUUUUUAUAAUAAAGACAUUAUACUUAUGUAGUUACACCUCGUUUAUCAGACUUACCUAUCCAGUUUUAAUUUAGAAGUAGAAGUCUAUUAAGUGCAGUGAAUACAAAUUUAUUUUUAAUAAUACAUUUUAUUGUUUAAUUUUUUAAUUGCUGAAUUGAUCCUAAAUUAUGUCAAAUAAACGAGGUUUGGCCUAGUGUAAGUAUAAUUAAUUUUAUAUUCCUCAAAAUCACGACAAUAUAUUGAAGUUAUUUAUUUCAUUUUUUUUUUUUUUUAGGUGCUGCAUCCUAAAAGAAACUUAUUUGAUCACGGCAAUGUGGCAACAUUGGUACCAUUAAAUUCUACAAAACUAUUUGAAAAAAAUCAACCGACAACAAGUAGACAAUACCAAACAUUCCGUGGAUCUAAUGAUGAAAAUGUAUCAGUAGAAUCCUAUUCAACCUUUCAGGUUUGAAUUAUGUGAGAUAAUGCGUUCCACACAUAUUACUUCAGUGUGAUUUCUUUCGCUUUAGUUUCUUAGUUUUUUUUUUUUUUUUUUUACCAUUUCAUAAUAAUGCUAAUUGUAGGUUUCUAUAAAAAGUAUAUACACCUCUGUUUACUGUCUAUCUUGCAAAACUAACUGUUUCCUUUCCUGGACAUUAUACAUUUAAUUGUUUAAAAAUAUUAUGUUUAUGUUUAUAUAUUGUGAUCAUGGUUUUAUGACAAAUAUUUUAUUUUAAUAUAGAAGUAUUAGGAAACCUGGAAAUCUGGUAUGGCCAAAUAAUAUUAGUUUCAUAUUGUGUUAACAGUAACUAAGAACUAAAGCAUUAUAAAUAUCACAACCAAUGAUUACUGAAACAAUACAAUUCCUAAAUAAAUACUACCAAAAACACGGCAACAAUUUUAUUCCAUUCUGUUCUACAAAUUUGUCCAGUCUACUGUAAUUGGGAAUAUUUUGUUUUCUCACCAAAUACUGCAAAAAGAAACUGAUAUUUAUGUAUUUCCUAUUAUUUGUAUAAUCAAUUUUGUAUCAAUUUACUGUGCUUUUGUCUAAUACAUUUAGAUGUUAUAAAUAUAUUUGAUGCUUAGCUUUACAAUGAAUAAACAAAUGAUGUUUUAUAAUUUGUUUUAUUUUUGCAAAUGUAGUGCUAUACAAAUGUGUGUUUCAUAAUAUGUAUCAUUUUUUUUAUUGCAAUUGCUUAUUAGUAUUACUAUCAUUAAAUCCACACUUGACAAUGUAUUUUAUUUUUGUUUUAGGAACAUCUCGAAUCUAAAAAGCAUAUGUUGUUUGCAAGCCCUACUAAAAAUAUAUUGGGGGAACAAAAUAAUACACCAGGGAAACGUUUAAUGAAAACACCUAUUAAAGGAUCGCAAAUUCCAAUACCAACAACACCUAAAACUCCAAUACGGACAACACCAAAAACACCCAAUACACGUACAGUUACCAAACUUACAAGGACAAUCACGAACAAACUCCCAAUAAUUUUUUAAACUUUAAAAGUUUCCUACUAUUCUUAUGUUUUUUAUUUUCAUCUUAUGUACUUGUAUUCAUGUCAUUUCUAUAUUAUGUACAUAUUUUAAAUAAUAAUUUGUAAAUUUGUAUUCUACACUUCAUAUGUUUGUCGUAUAUUUUAAUUUCUGAUGAAUUGUAUAUUAUAAUUUGUUUUUUUAUUUUAAAAAGGUAAAAUAUAUAAUCAAAUAAAGGGUAAUUUUAUAUUUAAUGUUAAGUUACAUUCUAUAUGUAUUUUUUAUUUUAACUGCACUUAAUAUUUAUAUAUGUUAUAAUUAUAUUUGUUUUAAUGAUGACAAAAUAUAUUUUUAAUUUUUAUAUUUAGUAUUCAAGAGUAUAAAAUUCCAAUAUUUAGUGUUAACACAUACAAUAUUAUAAAUACAUUUACAAGAUAAUAUUUAUUUUUGUAUAUAUUAUAGAUUUAUAGCAAAACGUGAUUAAUGACAUACAAAUUAAUGUAUGCAAUGUGUAAAUAUAUUAACUUAAAGCAUUAUUUUUAGUACAUUAUGUUAGUCAUAAUUUUAAAAUAUUAAAAAUAAGGUGAACAAAUCAAUAAAUAUUUUGUACUGAAGCUGUGUUUAUGAUUGAAACUUGACUGUAAAAAAAUUUAAAAGCAUUAGUUUAACACUAAAAUCUAUAAUAUUAAGCUUUUACGUUUUAAUUUGAUUAGUACGCUGCUAAAUCAUAAGAUUGGCCAAUUUGGUCAGCAAUGUCUCUAUACUCCUGUUGAGCUGUGUCAAGUUUCUCUAAAACA